Molecule: messenger RNA, 833 nt
Organism: Rhododendron vialii
Lineage: Eukaryota; Viridiplantae; Streptophyta; Magnoliopsida; Ericales; Ericaceae
Exons: 1
Coding region: 94-453 (119 amino acids)
Source: RefSeq, a predicted model, not a curated record
AGCCUUAUCCGUUUCACUACGCCCCAUAUACCAUCUCCGUUGAACGCUCUCGAAACCACCGUCUCUCUCUCUCUCUCACUCUCUCUCUAAUCCAUGGCGACACCAUUUACCGCAUUCCGCCCGUCCACAAUCCUCUGCUCCUCCGCCUCCUCCAACCGCCGCAAACCACCGUCCUCCUCCUCCUCUUCCGCGAACUGGUGGAACCCACUCUUCGGCUGGCCCACCGAUCCCGACUACAUCACCAGCGAUAACAAGGAACCGGUGGAGCGAACCCCUCGCUCGUCCGACUCGGAUCCGGGCCGGGCCGGGCCCCGUUUCAGGGUGGGUUGCUUCACCGAAGAGAAGGCGAGGGAGCUGCGGCGGAAGACGGCGGAGAUAACCACGUUCCACGACGUCAUGUACCACUCGGCGAUCGCGUCUCGGCUCGCUUCCGGUACGACGUCGGAGAAAUAAGUUAUUUAUUAGGCGACGCCGCCGACCCGGUAAAGCCGCUCGCCGGUGGUAUUAUUUCCGGCGAGUUAUGGUUUUGGCUCGGAUCUGGUGUUGUGGCGUUUCCUUUGCAAUCUGUCGACUUGAAAGUUUGGUUGUGGUUUUUGUGUGUGUGUUCUGUUUUUAGUCAAUUGUCAGUCUUUGAUUUCUUUUCGUUUCGUUUUGUUUUUUAGUUUUGUUUAUUAGUUUAUCCACCGUCUGAUCUUUGAUUGUGGGUGGUGGUUUAUCCAUGUACUCCAUAUAAAAUGCUGCUCCCUCUGUCCAAGUAUUACACUUUCGGGAUUAUAUGCUAUUUUUAAAUUGUAUAUAUCUUUUUAUUCAUAAUGUAAUAGUAAGUUUGUCAA